AUGUCUAUUAAGUUAAAUUCAGGAUAUGAAAUGCCAUUAGUUGGCUUCGGUUGUUGGAAAGUCGACAAUAAUACUUGUGCUGACACCAUUUACAAUGCCAUUAAGGUAGGAUACAGAUUAUUCGACGCUGCCCAAGAUUACGGUAAUUGUAAGGAGAUUGGUGAAGGUAUCAACAGAGCGCUUAAGGAAGGUUUAGUAGCUAGAGAUGAAUUGUUCAUCACUUCCAAGCUUUGGAAUAGUUACCAUGACCCAAAGCACGUUGAAUUAGCUUUGAAAAAAGUAUUGAGUGACAUGAAUUUGGAAUACCUUGAUUUAUUUUUAAUUCAUUUCCCAAUUGCUUUCAAAUAUGUUCCAAUUGAAGAAAAGUACCCACCAGGAUUCUACUGCGGGGAUGGAGACAAGUUCCACUAUGAAAAUGUGCCAUUGGCAGAAACUUGGAAGGCAAUGGAAAAAUUAACCAAAUCCGGAAAAGUCAAGUCAAUUGGUAUCUCCAAUUUCUCAGGUGCUUUAAUAUACGACUUGUUAAGAGGUGCCGAGAUUAGACCAGCCGUCUUACAAAUCGAACACCACCCAUACUUACAACAACCAAGAUUAAUUGAAUACGUCCAAUCUCAAAAUAUUGCUAUUACUGCAUACUCAUCAUUUGGUCCACAAUCUUUCUUGGAAUUAAAACACUCUAAAGCUUUGGAUACUCCAACCUUAUUUGAACACAAAUCUAUUAAGUCGAUUGCCGAUAAGCAUAAGAAAACUCCAGCACAAGUCUUGUUAAGAUGGGCUUCUCAAAGAAACAUUGCUAUCAUUCCAAAAUCAAACAACCCAGACAGAUUAUUACAAAACUUGGAAGUGAAUGAUUUCAAUUUAGAAAAGGAAGACUUCAAUGAAAUCUCUAAGUUAGAUCAAGAUUUAAGAUUUAAUAACCCAUGGGAUUGGGACAAGAUUCCGAUCUUUGCUUAA
Molecule: messenger RNA, 954 nt
Organism: Debaryomyces fabryi
Lineage: Eukaryota; Fungi; Ascomycota; Pichiomycetes; Serinales; Debaryomycetaceae
Gene: GRE3
Product: trifunctional aldehyde reductase/xylose reductase/glucose 1-dehydrogenase (NADP(+))
Exons: 1
Coding region: 1-954 (317 amino acids)
Cellular component (GO): cytosol
Molecular function (GO): D-xylose reductase (NADPH) activity
Source: RefSeq, a predicted model, not a curated record